AUGGAAGAGAAAAGUGACCAAGUAAAUGAUGAUAUACAUGAAGCGGAGGACGACGGAGGAAAUGGUGAAAACGAAAAAGAAGAUGAGGGUAAAUAUAACGUAAAGAUGGAAGAGAAAGAUGCCCAUAAAUACAUGAAGAGGAUGAGGAAGACGAUGGUCAUGAAAUGGCGCAGAACCGGAGUAGGAAGAUGGCCAUCAUAUAGUGAAAAAGAUGAAGAGAAAGAUGAUGAAGAGAAAGAUGAUGAAGAGAAAGAUGGAGAAGAAAACGGUUAUAAACGUGAAGAAGAAAUAAUGAUACAGCAAAUGAAGAAAAAAGUGGAGGAAGGAGGAAGAUGGCAAAGGAGAAGGCGAAAAGAUGAAGAGAAAAUGAUAAAAACAUGUAGAGAAGAUGGCCAUAAAUAUGGUGAAAAGAUAAAGAGAAAGAUGGAUGAAGAAAUGGUGAUAAACAUGAAGAGAAAAAUGGCGGAGGCAACGGUGCGGAGAGAAAAUGGCGGAGAAAAUGGAGGAGAGAAAAUGGCGAAAGAGAUGAUGAAGGUGGAUGAUGAAACGGUAAAACAUAUGAAGAGUAAUAUGGUCAUGAAUACGCAAGAUGGCGAAAAAAUGAUAGAAAGAUGA
Molecule: messenger RNA, 615 nt
Organism: Paraglomus brasilianum
Lineage: Eukaryota; Fungi; Glomeromycota; Glomeromycetes; Paraglomerales; Paraglomeraceae
Source: the annotation of a GenBank genome assembly